Molecule: messenger RNA, 4023 nt
Organism: Pedinophyceae sp. YPF-701
Lineage: Eukaryota; Viridiplantae; Chlorophyta; Pedinophyceae
Source: the annotation of a GenBank genome assembly
AUGGACGAGGAGGAAGACGCGCGGCCCAAGCAGGCCGUGGGCGGGUUCACCAGCUUCGAUCCCGCGGCGUUCGAGCGGGAGCGGGCACCGCAGGGCGCGAGCCUCGUGCGCACCCAUGCAGCCGAGCUCUUCAGCGACAGCUCGAGCGACGAAAGCGGCCCCGCCACCGAACGAGCGCACGCUCGUGGCGACGAGACCGCGCGCCGCGGUCGCAAAGGCGAAGAUACCAGAGACUCGGGCGGGACGAAGCACCACAAGCACCGCCGCCGAAGAUCGCGUUCCCGGAGCCCACGUGACCGCAAAAAGCUUCGCCGCAGCCCGGCGCGCGCAGCCCCCGCGCCCGGCGGCGGCGCGGCGCGCGUGGGCACAGGCGGCUACAUGGAUGUCGCGAGCGCGCUGCUGGGCGAGCGCAUGGGCACCGCGGGCCACCUGAUCGGCGCCACGGGCCCUGACGGCAAUGCACGGGAGGACCGAAACAAGGACCGGGAGGCCCUGUUCCACGGCCGGCCGCUCAACUCCGAGACGCCCGCGUUCUCCGCCUUGCGUGUACCGGCGCUGGGGUCCCCGGAAGCCGUGCCCGGGCAAAGAGCAGCCUUCGGGCCAGCGUUGACGUUUGGCCCGCUCGGGGGGCACCGGCCGCUCGUUUGGGGCGGGGAGGGCGACAGCGAGGUGAUGCCGGAGGGCGCGAGGCAGCGCAAGGGCACCGGGCGGUACUUCUGCUUCCGGUGCGUCCGUGCGUGGCACGGCGCUGCGGGCGCAGCGGAACCACGCCUGAUGCUCUGGGACCACCCGACGCGACGUGCGAACGUGCUGUGGGGGAUCGUUGGGACAUCGGCCGCCGCUGGGGACGACGUGGCGGCGAUGGUGUCCCCCGGGGGACUCUCAGUUUCCUCCAGUGACUCGACGCGGUACAAGUACGGGCCGCUGUCGCUCUCGAUGGUGUCAAGGGGGGGUGUAUCGGGCGCCGGAGGGGCGUGCGAUGCGUCGGACAAGCUCGAGCUGGUCGUGGAGGGCCGCGGGUGGCGCGGGCGGCGGCUGGCGGAGCAGCGGCGGCGAGCGCGUGCAGAGGAGGCGAGGCUUGCGAAGCUGAAGCAGGAGGGCUGGACGAUCGUCGUGGACGCGACGAGCUCGAAGCCCGCGGACGUGCCCGCUGGGGCCGGUCCGGCAGACGACGAGGAGAGGGACGAGACGACGUGGGCGGACGCUGUGCUAGCGCGCACGCGCACCCUCAACCAGCACCUCGCGCAGCACCCGGGUGACGAGUCCGCGUGGCUGCAACUCGCGAGCCUGCAGGAGCGCGCGGCGCGGGUCCUGCAGCCGCACGCGCGGGGCGUUGCUCGGCUGACGUCCGCGGAGCGCCGCGCGUCAGUGUUGCGGAAAGCCCUCGUCGCGCUGCCGCGCAGCGAGCGCCUCGCGAUCGAGCUCAUAUCGGCGCUCGAGGUGAUCGAGCCGUUCGCGGACGUCCGGGAGCGCUGGCGCGGGGCCCUGGGGGACUUUCCGGGCUCGUCUGACAUGCACGCAAAAUACCUCGCCUGGCUGCGCACGCGCGCGGGGAUCUCGGGCUUCGCGCUCGAGGACCACCGUGCGGAGAUGAUGGACCUUCUGGCGCGCGCGGCAGUGGCGCGGGACCGCGUGUGCGGCCCCGAGGUGCUGCGUGCUGCCGUCGCAGCAUGGGGCGAGUUGGCGGCGCCGCCGCGGGAGGUCCUCGCGAUCGAAGCGGUGAUGGCGGCGCUCGUGGCGGGUAUCGUGGCGCUGGACGUCGAGGCCGGGCACGACGAGCGCGCCCGCGCCACCGCGAGCGCCGUGGUGGACUAUUGUGCACUCCCCCCCAUGAUGCCCCCCCACGCGACGGAGGCCGACAAGCGCGCGCAGUUCCGGCGGUUCUUCCAGUCCGGAGCCCCACGCGCCGGAGACGCUGAUCGCAGCGGGUGGGGGGUCUGGGAGACUGCCCUGACGUCAGAGCAGGAAUAUCCUCCCCCUCCGCCGUUCCCGCCGCCCCCCCCGGCCGCGCCAGCGGCGGAGCAGGGCUGGAUGGACGUGAGCGACGUGGUCGAGAGGGUUGCGAAGGAGGUGGAGCGGAUACGGGGGGUGUCCGGGGUACAACAGGAGCCGGACAUCGCGCAGGGGGGGAGUGAAGGCGAGGGCGAGGAUGGCGAGCAGGGGGCAGGCGACGACGGCGAUGGUCUGUACGACAUGCUCGACGCAGCAGCGGACGAGCAGCUCCGCGCACAGCUCGAAGACGAAGCCGAGAGGGAAGCGGAGCGCCUCAACCGCGACGACCUGCUGCGCUGGCUGGAGCUCGAGGCGGAGAGGGGCGCGGGGGCGGCGGGGCGCGCGGACGACCUGGCGGACGUGCGUUACGAGGACGUUGCGGGCGUGCUGCACACAUUCGUGUCGCGGGAGCACGCCCGGCGGGCGGCGUCCCUCGCGAUGGCGGUGCUCGGCGCGCCUACGUGCGAUGCAACGGAGGGCGUGCCUUCGGUGGUUGCACGCGCGGCGAGCGGCGGUGCGCCGGCGGAGCCGCACGCAUGGGCGUCGUGCGGCGCGCGGCGCGCGUGGCUGGCCCGCGCGGUGCGGAUGCUCGCGAUUUCGGAACCAUCAAACCCCAUCUUGCAGCACGCACUUCUCUUGAGUAACCUCCCGGCGGCGGACGCGCCCGUAUGCGGCGUCCUCCGCGCGCGUGACGCUGUGCAACGGGGCGACGCGUUCGUCGGGGCCGCUGCGCCGCUGUGGGCGUGGAGCCUGGCCGAGAAGACCUGUCCAUUCGGGGCCAAGCGAAACGGCGGCGUGGCGCAAGCCUUGCUGGCAGAAGAGACGCUUGCGGGCGCGGCGGGGAUCUGGUGGGGCUGGGCGGCGGCGCAGGCGCGGUCCGGGCGCGCGGAUCGUGAGAAGCGUGCGCGGGCGUUGGACGUUGCGCUGUCCGUCGUGGAGCGAGCUGCGGCCGCGGCGGGGGAAGGCCCGGGCGCCGGCGUGGCGCGGUGGGACGCGGCGAUCGUGUGCAUGCAGGCCGCGAUGCUCGAGCUGAUCGAGACGCCAGCGAGCGAACGGCACUCGAGACACCAGGUCUUCGACAUCCUUUCCCGACUGGCGCGGUUCCCAGGCGUCGGCCGCGCGCCCGCGGACGCCGAGGCGCGCGCGACGGCAGCGGGCCUCCGGGCGUCCCUGGGCGCCGCGAUCGAGACGCUGCGCAGCCAGCCAGCGCACGCCAAGCACGCCGUCGGCGCCGCCUCCUGGAUCGCGCUCGCAGCGCUGCACGACGCUCUGACGGGCGACCACGGCCGCGCAGCGGCCACGAUACAGCACGCCGCGACGGCCACCGCACAGAGCGCGCCCGCGGCAACGCUGGCCCUGUGCCCGCGCGGCUGCCUGCCCGCGACGCCGCCAGCGAGUCCCGCGACAGGCGCGGAGCUUCUUCUUUCGCUCUGGACCGGUGCCGCGGCCUGCGUGUCCGGGAGCCCAGCGCCGCACGCGCGCAUCGCGGUGCUCCGCGCAGCCCAGGCCUUCCCGGACAACAGCCGCAUCGUGUCGUUGCUGCACGCGUGCGACGUGCCGCUGGCGGCGAUCGGCGCCGCUGUCGAUGCUGCGGCGGAGGACGCGCCGGACGGGCACGCGUCCGCGCGCGACGGCCUCCUCGGGCGCGCGCUCGCGGUCGCGGCUGCGCGGGAGCGUCGCGGGGCGCCGCGGGAGGUGCGGGCGUUGGAGCGCGCGGUGCGCGGGGUGGACGGCGGGGGCGACCCGGCGCUGUGGGCGGCGCUGGUGUGGGCGCAGGUGCGGCGCGGGGACGGCGAGGGUGCGAAGCGGGCGCUGAUGCGCGGGGUGAGCCGGUGUCCGUGGAGCAAGGCGCUGUGGAUGGAAGGUGUGCGCGCGGUGGUGGGGUCGGGGCGGGAGGGGGCGCGGGACGCGGGGCGGCUGAUCGCGCUGAUGCGACGCGUGGGGGUGAAGGUGCGGACGGACGAGCUGGAGGUCGUGCUGGAGCGGAUGGAGCGGGAGGAGCAGUUGGAGGGGGAGGAGGGGGGGGAGUGA